Messenger RNA from Durotheca rogersii, 1732 nucleotides. RefSeq names its product aspartic peptidase domain-containing protein. Gene Ontology annotation, biological process: proteolysis. The record is from RefSeq and is a predicted model, not a curated record. The transcript has 3 exons. Bases 90 to 1412 code for a protein of 440 amino acids. Lineage: Eukaryota; Fungi; Ascomycota; Sordariomycetes; Xylariales; Xylariaceae. Gene Ontology annotation, molecular function: aspartic-type endopeptidase activity. Gene Ontology annotation, cellular component: fungal-type vacuole.
GGCCUGGGGAACUUCCUUUCUAAGCUGGUCGUUGUAUCGGGCUCUCGUACCUUCAGUCGUUUAAGCCCAACUUCUCUUUCCUGCGUUCCAUGGCUAGACUCGUAUUGAAAGCCCUCGUGGGCAGCCUGGCCCUCGGGGCUGGGGCUGCUGCCCCGGUCGACCAUAUGCUAGAGGCCCGCAACUUUGCCGCCGAAGCUGGCCUAACUAUUACCGACAACUUCCAUGCGCUUCCGAGGAUCCGUCGGCCGCCUGGCCUCUCCCGGACCCUCGAUGUCCUCCGGCAGAACCGAAGGAACUACGCAUUGAUGAAUGAUAUUGGGGACGACGAGCCAGAAGGCGUAGACAAGCUCAGGGCCGAGAUGAACCAAGUCGAGUACAUCAUGAAAGUCGGCGUCGGAGCCGAGGCGUAUUACAUGAUCCCCGAUACUGGGAGCAGCGACACUUGGGUCAUCUCGGAAGGAUUCAAGUGUCUGGACCCCUCCUAUGGUAUCGAGGUACCUCAAGAGGAGUGCGGGUUCGGUCCCCUAUUCAGGGGAGAGUUUCCCGACGGCAGGAUCGACAGCCAGAACCUGAAUAUCUCGUACAUGAGCGGCGAAUACUUGAACGGGCCUAUGGGAUUUGCGAACAUCACCGUGGCCAACGUCACCGUCCCGAAGCAGCAGUUUGCCCUCGUCAACGUGGCCGCGUUUGGCGGUGACGGCAUCUCGAGUGGCAUCCUCGGCCUCGGCUUGCGUGGCCUCACCGCGUCCUUCACAGGCAACGAUCCCAGGAACGACAGCAUCGAUAACCUAGUCAACUAUUCCCCCCUCAUCGAGACGAUGGGGAAAAGCAAGGUUGCCGACCCUGUCGUCAGCUUUGCCAUGUCGCGAGAUGAGAACCGGUCCUUUAUCGCCUUCGGCGGCGUGCCGCCCGUCAAGACGGGCGAAUACACUGCCGUGCCGAUCCAGAAGCGAACCACGUAUAGCGGGAAGACCGACUAUUUCUACUACGACAUCAAGAUCGACUCGAUGUCGUGGAGCAGCAAGACGGUGAAGCAGACGGCCACGAACCUGCCCAACAUACUCGUCGACUCGGGCACGACGAUUAACCUGUUCCCGCGCCAGGUCGCCGCCGCCAUCAACCGCGCGUACUCGCCCCCCGGGCAGCAGGAGGAUAGCAUGAUCUGGAGCGUAGCGUGCGACGCCGUGCCGCCCGUCCUCGACAUCGUCAUCGGCGGUCGGCCCAUCCGCACUCAUCCCAGCAGCAUGAUCCUCCCCGAGACCGCGAUCCCCGGCACCAACAUCUGCCUCUCCGGCAUCGGCGCCGGCCAGUCCGGCUCCUACAUCCUCGGCGACACCUUCAUGCAAGAGAUCGUCGCCGUGUUCGACGUAUCUGACAAGAUGGAACUCAAGUUCGCCCAGCGCCUCGAUUAGGCGCGACCUAGGCCCCGGGGCUGCCGCUAGCGGAUGAUUCGGGGUUGGAAACGGGAAGAAUAGGGGGUGAAGAAAGCUUCGAUGUACUUAGGCCCGGGUUGACACCUCGUCGUACGAUAUGAUGCAAAUGCGAGCGUUUGGAUAUCGGUUGGGAGUGUUGAGAAGGCUAUUAAUAUAUAGAGUAUGCUCGAUCGCCAAGCAGUCUUAUAUGUAUACCGGCAAUCCUAGUUGUGUAAUGGAAAUCGGCUCCUAUCAAGGCGAGGCAAGCCGACCCGAGCACCGGUUAUACAGAUGCUACCACCAGGUGUCUUCCUACUGAG